Messenger RNA from Staurois parvus, 337 nucleotides. The record is from the annotation of a GenBank genome assembly. Lineage: Eukaryota; Metazoa; Chordata; Amphibia; Anura; Ranidae.
UCACCGAUCAAUGGAAAGAGCCGAAGAUAUUGGCUCAGUCAUGUGAUCAGCUGUGUUCAAUCACAGCUGAUCACUGAUCAUCAGGGCACUGAUGAUCAGUGUGCCCUGAUGAUCAGUGUAGCCUUAGCAGUGCCACCUGUCACUGUACAUCAGUGACAGCUGUCAGUGCUCAUCCAUGCCACCUGUCAGUGCCCAUCAGUGCCACAUCAAUGCCACAUAUCAGUGCCCAUCUGAGCUGCCUUUCAGUGCCACCUAUCAAUGCCAGUCAGUGCCACCUAUCAGUGCUGCCAGUGCCGCCUAUCAGUGCCAGUCAGUGCCGCCUAUCAGUGCCAUGAGU